AUGGCUAAAGUUCCGUGCGUACUGGCGAUGAUGUUGUCUGUUGCCGCCUUGGCCUGCCUGGCCGGUAUUGUACAGGGUCAUACCUACAAAACCGGUGACUGUCCAACUGUUGAACCGAUGAACGGUUUCAGCAUGAAGCAGUUCCUCGGUAUCUGGUACGUUAUACAGAAAACCGGCACCGCAGCAACCUGCGUAAUCUACAACAUCACCAAAAAUGCGGACACUCCGGACGAGUACUUCAUUGAGCAGGUCUCCCAAAAGGCUGCACUCUCGAUCGCACCCAUCAAGCACGAGUAUUCGUACACUGGCAAGCUUACCGUUACCGACCGGGACGUUCCGGCCCGGAUGACCGUUCGGUUUCCGCUCAGCGUGGCCGGUUCCGCAAAGUUUGUCGUGUUCAUGACCGACUACGACACGUACGCUGGGGUGUUUUCGUGUCAGAAGAUUCCAUUUGGACACCGGCAGAGUGCGACUCUGCUGUCCCGCACGCGCGAUUUGGAUAAAAUCUUCGUGGACAAGAUCCGCACCCGGUUGAGCUCGUAUUCGGUGGAUCCGUUCGAUCUGAGCAUCGUCAAUCAGACCGGCUGUCCGAAGGAGGGUGAAGCCGGCUGGAACAUCCACAUCGAUCCAGACACCUUCUCCACGCGCAACAUUGCCAACGCGUUCCGGAAGGCGGGUGAAGCGAUCGGUGACGGGUUCGAGGCUGCAGUGAACGCCGGCAAAAAGAUCUUCGAUAGGUCCCGAGCUGAAGAAAGCGAUGAGGAAGAAGCCGUUGUGGAAAAAACAACCUACCGUUCCGAACGACUGAUCAAUGCCGCCGAAUGGUUGCCCUAA
This is a messenger RNA of Anopheles marshallii, 834 nucleotides long. Its product is annotated as apolipoprotein D-like. The transcript is spliced from 5 exons. Gene Ontology annotation, molecular function: lipid binding. Bases 1 to 834 code for a protein of 277 amino acids. Gene Ontology annotation, biological process: tissue regeneration; brain development; lipid transport. Lineage: Eukaryota; Metazoa; Arthropoda; Insecta; Diptera; Culicidae. The record is from RefSeq and is a predicted model, not a curated record.